Molecule: messenger RNA, 1745 nt
Organism: Trematomus bernacchii (emerald rockcod)
Lineage: Eukaryota; Metazoa; Chordata; Actinopteri; Perciformes; Nototheniidae
Gene: exosc9
Product: exosome component 9
Exons: 12
Coding region: 78-1346 (422 amino acids)
Biological process (GO): exonucleolytic trimming to generate mature 3'-end of 5.8S rRNA from tricistronic rRNA transcript (SSU-rRNA, 5.8S rRNA, LSU-rRNA); nuclear polyadenylation-dependent mRNA catabolic process; U5 snRNA 3'-end processing
Cellular component (GO): nuclear exosome (RNase complex); cytoplasmic exosome (RNase complex)
Source: RefSeq, a predicted model, not a curated record
GGUGGCCACAUGCGUGUGGCUGUGCAGUUGUGAAGUAAAUAAGUGAAAUAAAACUGCAACUACUCAACACCUGCAAAAUGAAGGACACACCGCUGUCUAACUGUGAGCGGGAUUUCCUGCUCAAAGCCAUCGAGGAGAAAAAGCGCCUGGAUGGACGACAGACCUACGACUACAGAAAGAUGAAGAUCACGUUUGGGACUGACUAUGGGUGCUGCUUUGUGGAUCUCGGAAAAACCAGGGUCAUGGCACAGGUGUCAGGUGAGCUGGUGGCUCCUAAAGAGAAUCGACCAAACGAGGGAAUCAUGUUCUUCAACAUCGAGCUGUCACCCAUGGCCUCACCAGCAUUUGAACAAGGCAGACAGUCAGAGUUGUCAGUGAAGCUUAACAGACAGCUGGAGAGAUGCUUGAGGAACUCCAAGUGCAUUGAUACUGAGUCCCUGUGUGUGGUGUCUGGAGAAAAGGUGUGGCAGAUCAGAGUGGACGUUCACAUGUUGAAUCACGACGGGAACCUGAUGGACGCGGCCAGCAUCGCUGCCAUCACCGCUCUGUGCCACUUCAAGCGUCCUGACGUCGGCAUCCAGGGAGAUGAAGUCACUGUGUACAGUCCAGAAGAGAGGGACCCCAUUCCUCUGAGUAUCUACCACAUGCCCAUCAGCGUCAGCUUCUCCUUCUUCCAACAAGGAACCUACCUGCUGGUGGACCCCUGUGAACGGGAGGAGCGGGUGAUGGACGGCCUGCUGAUGAUCGCCAUGAACAAACACAGAGAAAUCUGCUCCAUCCAGUCCAGCGGGGGCAUCAUGCUGCUUAAAGAGCAGGUUAUGAGAUGCAGUAAAAUAGCCAGCGUAAAGGUGUCUGAAAUCACAGAACUCAUCAGCAAAGCCCUGGAAAACGACAAGAGAGCAAGAAAAGCAGGCGGGAGGUGUGGUUUUGCGGAGUCAAUGCCACAGGAGCGAAUCACAGCUCUUAAAACGGACGAGACCUCGGUGGAGAUGACUGAUGCGUCAGAAAGAGCCAAUGACAUCGUCGAGAAUGCCGAGGUCCCGCCUCAAACGGUGCCUUCCCCAGUGGUGCCUGCGCCAGGGGUGGGGCAGGUGGGGCAGGGCCUGCAGAACACCUGGGGACUGGAAGAGGAGGAGGAUGGUGAUGAAGAGGAGGAAGAACAACAAAUGGAAGAGGAACAGGAUGAAAAGGAAGACAGUAGAGAAGGAGAUGUGGUUGAGAUAUCUGACAGUGAAGAGGAGGAAGUGGUCAUACUUCAUCCAGAAACACAGGACAAAUCUAAAAAUGCAGCAUCCAGUUCCAACCAGAAGGGGGCAGAAACGUCAAAACAAAGACAGAAAAAAUGAAAGCAAGAACUCCUUGAACUGUAUAUAAGGCUCAGACACUGCACCAUGCCUUCAUAAGGAAGACCGAGGUCCUGGAUAAGUAAUUAUAAUGGCUGUGAAUUGGGAUCAAAUAGAUGCUACAGAAACACUUUGAUUCUGUGAUAGUUCAGUUCUUGUUUGUAGCCCUUUGAAUGGAUACAAAAAAACGUACUGCGCUUGUAUAGAACAUGUUUUACAUUUUUUUUUUAAACAAUAAAAAUAUGUAAAAGGUCUUUGAUGAUAUUGAAUUCAGAAAAUUCUUCUCCCCACAGUUUGAUGUUAAGCAACGAUUUAAAUUUGCAAACUGAUGGAUUUUGUAAGAAAAAAGACAACUGUGUUGUUCAAUGUGAAACAAAAUAAAAAUGGAAAUACAUAAAUAUU